Impatiens glandulifera is the source of this 2520-nucleotide messenger RNA. Its product is annotated as thioredoxin H1-like. The transcript is spliced from 4 exons. Lineage: Eukaryota; Viridiplantae; Streptophyta; Magnoliopsida; Ericales; Balsaminaceae. The record is from RefSeq and is a predicted model, not a curated record. Bases 1942 to 2376 code for a protein of 144 amino acids.
AGCUUACUUUUAUCUCUUUUGAUGAUGAAUGGUUUGAAUUGUAAGUAACUUCUCCACUUCCUGAUUGUGUAACCAAGCUUGUAUCCUAGUACCUAAUCUUUACUGGAGAAAGUUACUGGAUACCCUUGUUGGAUCCAUAUUUCCCAGCGCUAAAACUGGAAGUUUCAUGUGAUCGCAACAAUGGCUUCUUCCUUCCAUUGAAACUUUGCCUUCUUUCUAAAUUUUGUCAAUAGAAAGGCAAUGAACCCAUAACUUUUAAUGAAAGUGUGAUAGGAUUAGUUUAAUCAGAAAAUCCUCUGUUUUAGAUUACUGGUUCACUAUUUCUCCACUCUUUUAGAUCACAUGUCCUAAAUAAUUCACAUCUAAACAUGCAAAUGCACAUUUAGAAUACUUCAACAACUGAUGAUACCUCAACAAUUCAAAUACUGUUUUCAAAUGUUUUAAAUGUUCAUUCCAAGGCAAGUCCUACUGUUGAAAAAAAACUAGUAAUGUGUUUUUAAAAUGAGGUAUGAGAAAAUCUUUGAAAAGAUGAAGGGACAUUUGCUAACCCAAAGGGCAUCACCACAAAUUUAUAAUUCUUCUCAUGUGUCUUAAAUCGCAAUCUUAAAAACAUCUUCCUCCUUCAUUCUAAGAUAGACUGACUAUACAAAGCUAUUAUGCAACUCAUUCAUAAUUACUUCUGUAAAUCUCCUGUAAUCAAUACAUAACCUCCACUUUUGAUCUUUUUUAUACAAGUACCACUGUUGAAGAAAAUAAGCUGUCUUUUUCUUAUGACCCUAGCCAACAGCAUUGCAUCCACCAUACGUUCCAUCUCAUUCUUCUGAAGAACAUGAUAUUGGUAAGGCCUCGAGUUUACUCCUUUUGCCCUAUCUUUCAAGAAUAUCAGAUGAUCACAACUUCUUUUUGUUGGUAAGGUGGUUAGUUCCCUAAAUAAAUAUUCAUCCUCAGUCAACAAGUUCUUCAAAUACUCAUCACCGUCAAUUUCUAGAGGAGAGCAAUAAUUGAACACAAUUCCAUCUCAUAGUUUCCUUAUUCAAUUAUACUUAGCUUUGCUACUUCAGAUCCCUUUUAGUUAUUCCCUCCAAAGUUCUUCCUUCCAGCAUUGGAACUUCAUUUGUUACAUCUCCUUUAAGUACACCUAGUUUCCCUUGAUGUACAAAAGUCAUCAUCAAAAUUUGGACCCUUGCAUUUAUGUGAACUGCAUUCCUUGAUCUCCUUGAGCUGACCUUUUUAAUUCCAAACAUUCACUUUCAACAAUUAAUUGAUUACCAUUAGCUGAUGUGUCACCUUCAACUUUGCAACUGAUGAAGUAAUGAAACCAGUAUUCCUAAUCACUCUCCCAUUAACAAAAUUAUGAGUGCUUCCACAAUCAAUUAAGAUAUAUACCUUGUUUUUUCCAACUGAUCCUUGAAUUUUCAUUGUCUCGAAUAUCUUUAAUCCCUCGAUUGCUAAUAAGGAUCCUUCUUCAGUUGCUUCCUCCAUUACUUGAGAAAUAAACUGCAAAUUGGAAGUAGAACAGAAUUAGAUGAGAUCAGAACUGAAUCAAGAAGAGAUGACAAUCAGAUCAAGCUAAAUGUCAUAACUUUCUUUCCCACCUAUCUUCAUUCCCUCUAAAUGCCUCUUGACUGCCACUUUAUUGUUAUAAAGCUAUAACUGCUACUAUGUAGUUGUUACCAAUUGAAUGAAAUGUUAUUUACUGCUGAUUGUUGUAACUUCCAGCUUAUUUCUUCUACUGACUCAGCCAUUAACCCUAAGUCCUCCUCAUAACAGUACCCUUCUGGAAUGUUCCACAAGGUUCAAACGAUUUCCCUAGCUUGCAAACAUAAUGCUACUUAUUGUGGACAGGUAAUAUGUGCAUGUUAAAUGAAUAUUUGGUUUCUGUGAGAUCUUUUAUUCUAGAGCUUGUGAUAUUCCAGUUUUGAAAUAUCGGAUGAUUAUCAUAUGCGUACGCUCAAAGAGACGAUGAUCUUAGAAUUAUAUCCGUCAAAGAGCAAAUUUUGUUUUCUCAAUUCACCAACAAUGGCUUCAUCAUCUGAGGAAGGACAAGUGAUCAGCUGCCACACCCUCGAGGAGUUCAACCAGAAGAUGCAGAAGGGCAAGGAAUCCAAGAAAUUGGUGGUGGUUAACUUCACUGCAACAUGGUGCGGUCCCUGUAAAUUCAUCGCGCCAUAUUAUGAAGAGUUAGCAAGUAAAAUGCUUGAAAUAAUCUUCCUCAAGAUUGACGUUGAUGAACUCAGGUCUGUUGCUGAUGAUUUUGAUGUGAAGGCAAUGCCAACUUUCGUGUUUGUUAAGGAUGGUAAUAUCGUCGAUAGGACUUUGAAUAAUAAAUUCCAUCUACUAUCGAAGAUAACCCUUCACUCUGUUGUCACUGUCUGAUCAAUAUUGGUAUGAACAUUUUUGUUUUGUUUCGUUGUUACCUUGAAUUAUAACCAACGAUAUCAUGAAUGUUAUUGAAUAAAUCUGUUGUAAUUUAACUUAAAUCUUAUGAUUAUUAAUAUUCUGUCUAUCUUGCUUCUUAGA